AUGGAACUCGGUACGAUAUUCGUCUUCCUCCUCACUCAACGAAGGCCUUACAUUCCAUCUAUACCCCAGAUUACACCCAGCCAGAAUCUUACCUGGCACGAAUGCUAUUCCACAUUCGAGUGCGCGCGCUUGGAAGUUCCGUUGGACUACGACAACCCGACAGGUCCUCAAGCCGUUAUCGCCUUGACGCGUAAACCAGCUGGCGUACCAACGUCUUCAGCGGAUUAUAAAGGGCCUAUCUUGUUCAACCCUGGAGGCCCUGGGCAGAGUGGUGUCGAGUUCGUCCUUGGGUUGGGGGACUUAUUGGCGAUGGGACUUGGUCCGCAAUUCGAUCUUGUUGGGUUUGAUCCGCGAGGCAUCGCCCGUUCAACUCCCCGCGCUUCCAUCUUCGCAACCGAAGCCGAGCGCGCAUUCUUCGGUAACGCGUAUCUCAGCCAGAUGGUGAACGGAACCGGCGAAGGUGUCGCAAAAGCCUGGGGGAUCGGGCACGUUAUUGGCAAGUUGGCGAAAGCGCAUGAUGAGGAGGAGGGGGAUUAUUUGCAGUAUAUUAAUACGCCUAAUACUGCGAGAGAUAUGGUGAGGAUUUUGGAGAGGUAUGGGGAGGAGAAGUUGAAGUAUUGGGGGAUUUCGUAUGGCAGUGUUUUGGGAGCUACGUUUGCGACUAUGUUCCCUGACAAGGUUGAGCGUAUGGUCCUCGACGGAGUGGUAGACUUGGACGACCACUAUACCGUUGCAUGGGGAGACAACCUCCAAGACGCAGACAACGUCCUCGAACAAUUCUUUACAGGUUGUGCAGCCGCCGGUCCCUCAGGCUGCGCCUUCCACCAACCCAGCGCCGCCGACAUCAAAGCCUCCUUCUACCAACUCGCCAACCAAAUCCGCAACGAGCCUAUCCCCGUGUACACCACCAGCACAUCUGGCGCCCCAACCUACGGUCUCCUCGAUUAUUCCAAAUUCCAGACAGCCGUGUUCUACGCGCUCUACAGUCCUUUCAGCUCGUUUGCGCCAUUGGCUGAGGUACUCGCGCAGUUGGCGGAUGGCAAUCCGGAGCCGUUCUUUGCUUUCGACGGGGCUCAGCCGUUCCGGUGUGAUUGUGAUGCUGCUGGGGGAGAGGAGGAGGAGAUGCAGGCUGUUACGGAGGGGACGGCGGCUGUUUUGUGCACUGAUGGUGCGAAGGUUCCGGAGGGACUUGGUGAUACACAGACGGCGUUUGCGGGGUUGAGUGCCAAGUCGGAGUGGGCAGGUGUUUGGGCUUGGAUGAGGUUGAGUUGUCUUGGGUGGCCGAAGAAAACGCCCGCGGCUUCGUUUGAGGGCCCGUACGCUGCAAAUACUAGCCAUCCGAUUUUGUUCAUAGGAAGCACUGCUGGUACGUCGUUGGAUGAUUGGACUUCCGAAUACAUCCUGUCACCCCUCUCGCCAAGUGAGACCGAUGUCUUUUUGGCGCGCCAUUUGCCGACUGACCACAUAAUCAGUGCAAACAAGGUCUCCCAGGGCUUCAACGGCUCCGUGGUCCUUACUCAAGAUGCUCCCGGGCACACGUCCCUCGGAGCGACCUCUUUCUGCACGCAACUCGCCAUCCGCGAGUACUUCAUCAACGGAUCUCUUCCUGCACCCGACACUGUCUGCGAUGUCAUUGGCUCGCCUUUCCCAGGUGGUCUUGCUAGGAGGUCUCGCAGGGACGUCGAGGACAGUUUCAGCGGUGCUUCUGGAUUGGAGGGUGUGGAUGUUGAGCAAUGGAUGGAUGCUGUUGAGAAGCUCUCGAAGGAGGCUGCGGCUCGUCAUGCCUAUGGUCCUUUGAGGAUCUGA
Messenger RNA from Coprinopsis cinerea okayama7#130, 1806 nucleotides. RefSeq lists its product as hypothetical. The transcript has 8 exons. NCBI's taxonomy places the organism in Eukaryota, Fungi, Basidiomycota, Agaricomycetes, Agaricales, Psathyrellaceae. The record is from RefSeq and is a predicted model, not a curated record. The coding region runs from base 1 to 1806 and encodes 601 amino acids.